CAAUUCACUGGAUUUCACUUACCACGACCACGAUGCCAUGACGUGGUACUUGCGCAGCGUGGCAGCGACGUACCCAAACCUGACAGCCCUGUACUCAAUUGGGACCAGCGUGCAGGGUCGUGAGCUAUGGGUGCUGGUACUGUCAUCCUCCCCUUAUCGCCCCAUCGUAGGCCAGCCAAACGUCAAGUAUGUGGGCAACAUGCAUGGCAACGAAGCCGUGGGCAGAGAGAUGUUGCUGCACCUCAUACAGCACCUGGUGACGCAGUACCAACAUGAUACAUACGUACGCUGGCUGCUGGACAACACGCGGAUUCACAUCAUGCCCUCACUUAACCCCGACGGCUUCUCUGUCGCCAAGGAGGGAACCUGCCAAGGAGGACAGGGCAGGUACAACUCGCAGGGGUUUGACCUAAACCGCAACUUCCCCGACUACUUCAAGUCGAGCAACAAAAACAGCCAGGCGGAGACAGAGGCUGUGAAGCUCUGGAUUGCCCGCAUACAGUUCGUCAUCUCCGCAAACUUGCACGGGGGGGCUUUGGUUGCUUCCUACCCUUUCGACAACUCCCCCAACACCCGCCCUGGCACGGAGGACUGUCACCGCAAGCCGCUCUGUGGAGUGUUCCAGCAAUUCUACUCGAGUCCGUCACUCACCCCCGACGACGACGUCUUCAGGCAUUUGGCGUCUACCUACUCUUUCAACCACGCGACCAUGCACCUUGGCCUCCCCUGCAAGCCUGGGGCCUCUGCCUUCCCCAAUGGCACGACCAACGGGGCUCAGUGGUACCCCCUAACUGGCGGCAUGCAGGACUAUCACUACGUCUGGCAUGGCUGCAUGGACAUCACGCUCGAGAUCUCUUGCUGCAAAUAUCCUCGCGAGACGAAGCUGCGUGACUUUUGGCGUGACAAUAAGAAGGCUCUGGUGCGGUACCUGGGUGAGGUCCACCGUGGAGUGCGGGGGUUUGUGAUGGACCCUCAAGGCAAUCCCAUUGAAGACGCUGCCCUCAAGAUCACGGGGCGUGACGUGGGCUUCACGAGCACCAAAUAUGGAGAGUACUGGCGUGUGCUCCUGCCGGGGAGCUACAAAAUAGAGGCGUACGCUGAAGGCUUCCUGCCUCGUCAAGACGAAUUCUACGUUGAAGAAAGCAAUCCAACUCUGCUGAACAUAACGCUCUUCCCCGACCACCGUAACGAGUCCCCCAGCCCCCCGAGCAGCAGUGGGGGGCGCCCCGCGGGAGGGCUGAUGUCAGCCGCGUCCUCCGACGUGGUAGCGCACCAAGAAAUCCGCCGCCGCCCUGUAAACUUCGUGGGCGGACCAAACACGCUCCAGGGCUCAGCACCUCAACGCGAGGGCGCAUUGGGGGGCAUAGCCAACCUGCUGGGGAGCGUCAGCAGCAGAGUGUCCAACUUCUUCAGCAGCCUCGGAUGAUGGCAGAGGUCAAACUUCAGCUCGUAGUGAAGAUGGUGGUAGAGGGACCAACUUCUUCAACAGCAUGGGAUGAUGGCGACAGAGCGACCACAUCAGUCUAGUGCAAUUAGCAUUGAAUAUUUAGAACAGAUGAAGUUUGUCUGCGUUUGUAACCACUUUCUUUGUAGCACUUAUGUCACUUGCUCAAUGUCUCCUUCAUAUCACUCGCUCCAUGUCACUUCCAUUUUCGACAUUUUUGUGAGGCAAACUUUUUGAAGAGGUGGACUGUCGAAACAACGAAGCCAUUAGUGCCAGGAAUUUGUUCCCAAUUUUGUAAAACCUUCAAAACGACAGCCCGCGCUGUGCGUGGUAAUGAUGGACCUUUCUGGCCUUAGCUGCCUGAACGUGGCUUGUCAAGCAAUAUUUAGAUACUACUUUCAAAAAGGUUAUUUAUUUUGAGACAGAGAAUUAUGUAAAUGUUACCGAUAGAGACCUGAAUUUAGGUAGUUUUAGAUGAGUUACCCAGACAUAAUCAGCAGUUGAUUGUCUAGUGAUUGUUAAAGUAGGUAUAGAUGGUAUAGAUAACACUAGUUGAUGUGUAGUUCGUAGCUGCAAGGAGCACACUUCUGUUAAUUGUGGUAUCACGCGACCAACGAUGCCCUCAGAGGAGAACAAGCUUUCUGCCAGGGGCCAUCGUUAAAGUCAAAUUUGUCGCCGAAAUGAGCGCAUAUUUAAAUCCAUUACCCGAUCACGUGGUGCGUUUUGUCUUUUUUAAGGAAAAAUUGUCAUUGAAUGUGUCAACGCACGUGACCAGUGGGUAAGAUGUAGAUCACGGCACCUAAGGGUAAAAUUAAGUAAAAAACGAAGGGGUAAAAUGUAGGUAGAAAGACCAGGAGGUAAAACGCCGUCUCGUAAACAUGGGAUAAAAUAUUGGUCACUAGAUCAAAGGAUUAAUGAAGAUACGUUACCGUCACAUUAUCGGUCAUUUAUGUGGGAAUGGAAUACAUAAAUAAUAUUAUUCGUGGCAAUAUUGAAUGUUAAUGUAGUGUUAUUAUUAACGUUAUAAGCGGUAAGAUCCAUAUUAUUGUUUGUCACGUUGUGUGUAGCACCGAAUUGACAGUUCCAAGUUGAUUGCAGUGCGGCCACAUGGUGAGCUGCGCCAGUCACUUACCAUUACAUUAAACACACUUAA
Messenger RNA from Hyalella azteca, 2597 nucleotides. RefSeq names its product carboxypeptidase M-like. Gene Ontology annotation, molecular function: zinc ion binding; metallocarboxypeptidase activity. NCBI's taxonomy places the organism in Eukaryota, Metazoa, Arthropoda, Malacostraca, Amphipoda, Hyalellidae. The record is from RefSeq and is a predicted model, not a curated record. The transcript has 11 exons. The coding region runs from base 38 to 1426 and encodes 462 amino acids. Gene Ontology annotation, cellular component: cell surface. Gene Ontology annotation, biological process: proteolysis.